AUGCUCGUGGCCGCGCUCUCUCCGAGGGUAUCUGCCCUCGUGUGGUGCGCUGACACGCACAGCCGUUCCCUCCAGCAAUGGUCAGCCCUCCGUCCACCCCAGGGCCUGGCUGCUGGCUAUGGCGUAGCCAAGAAACCCGUCUCAGACCCCAGGGGCCAUGGGGGAAAAGUGGGCACCGUCCCUUGGGUGACCUCCAUAGGGUCCCAGGUGGCCCUGUCCUGCCAUGACCUCUACCCUCCGGAGCCCCUGGGGCCCCAGCCCACCCCCUUCAGCCGCAGCCUCAGCCCAUCCCCUGACUUGGCCCGGGAGUUGGGGGAGACAUUUGGGGACGAAGAGGAGGCGUGGGAGCGGCUCCCCGAGCAGAACACGCAGCUGGGGCUGCAGGGCCCCGCGGAGGGCUGUGCCCUCAUCGGCUGCGGGGAAGCAGGGAAGACGCUGACACGCCAUCCAGGUGGCCGCCACGGGGGAUCAGAACCCACUCCCCAUGCACGGGACCCCGAGGUGGAGCUGCCUUCCCCGGGAGCCCCCAUGACGGGCAGUGAGGGCCGGGAGGUUGGGCCGGAGCGGCAGGGCCUGGCGUCAGGGGUUCGGAGCAGGCCACAGCUGGGCCGGGGUCUCAGAAGCCCCAGGCCGCUCCUCUGGGUGAAAUGCUGGGAGGUGGCACCCCCCGUGUCUAAGCCGCACAAGGUGUCAGACGCCAGCCAGAUGCCGGGGCGGCCGCGGCUCCGGCUGUUGGCCCAACAACAGGAGUCUGAAAGGGGGGCGCGGGGGCCGCUGCCCCGGCCGCCCCGCCCCCGACCCCGGCGGCCCCGGGACCCCGAGCCCGCAAGACGGGGCGCAGGUGCGUCCGCGCCCCCGGAGCCCUCGCGCCCCGGGGGAGAAGGGCCGUCCCGGGCCGCCCCGUACCCGCUGGGGAGACCGAGGCGGGGGCGAGCGGGGGAGAGGGGGCUGGCCGGGCGCGGGGAGGGCUGGCCGGUCCGCCCCCUCCGGCGGCGCGGCGGUUCCCAGGCCCGGGAGGGGCGCGGGGGCCUCACGUCGCAGACGGGCCGGGCCCCUCCGGAGCGUGACCCCGGCUUUCAGCGCCGCCCCUGGCCCGGCCCCAGCGCCUCAUCCCUCUGGCUGGGCGCGGGCCGGCUCAGGGAACCACAGGGGCCCCGGGCCGUGUCUCAGGGCUUGGGGGGCGAGGGCGGGCGAGGCUGCCCGGGGAGCCGCCGCGUGGCCCCCCGGCUGGAGCCGGUCCCUCCUGAAGGGGCCUUUCUCCGAGGCUCGGGCCGGCCGGCCGCCCAGCCGCCUUCCCCAUUGAGAUGUGUGGAAACCCCGCGGAACCCUGGGGUGAAAACAAGCCAGGCUGUUUGUGCCUCUGGGCGCCCGCGGCCACCGCCCGGACGGCGAGACCCCUCGGCCCGCCCCGUCCACGGCGUCGUCCUGUUUGGAGACUUCCAGGUCCAGGGCCUGCUUGCCCGCAGCCAGGACACGGCUUCGCUCAUGGUGUGUUCAUUGAAUGGCUGGUUUGUGCAGGGCCCCCCGCCCAUCCCAGGACCCCCAGCCCAAGGAGGAAGGGCGUGGGCCAGCCCGGCCAUCACCAACACCCUGGAGGGUGAGGUCCAUCGCACCCUCCUCACUGCCCUCACUACCCCAGAGCCACUGGUCUCCACCGGCCGAGUGCAGGCUCUGGGUCAGCCCACCCCUGCAGCUCCCAGCUCGGAAGGGACCCCAGGUCAGGCCUCCGGCAUCACAGCCCCUCAGGGCGGGGGAAGGGGCAGCAAGGGCCGGAGGGGCUGCCCAGCUCCCGGUCCCCCAGAAACCUGGCCCCGGGACCGCCAGUGCCGGCGCCCAGGCCGGCACGCGUCCCCCAGUCCUGCGCCGGAGCCUGCGGCCUCGCGCCCGGUGUCCCCACUGCCCUCCCAGCAUCUCCAUGGGCCAGGCCCGGAGGGCACCGUCUUGGCCGCUCACCCGCUGAGAAGCCUCCUCAGCCCACACCGGGCCUCCCUGGCGAGGCUCGGGGUGGCCUCCCCUCCGGGGUCCAGACCAGACAAGGCAGCUCCCGAAUCCUCUGCCCCAGCACUGCUGGACGCUGCGUCCUCGGGUGCCGCGGAGCCUGCGCCCCCACCCACCGUGCCCGCCAGCCACCCCACCGUCCUUGGCUCCUCGGUCAGGGCCCUGCCUGGGUUGUCACCGUCCCCGCGCGAGCCAGCACCUGGCGCGGUGGGCACGUCGGGGCGGGCGCACACCCGGCCGCACCCGCCUGGCCCGGCGGCCCUCGGGCUGGGCGCGGCCUCCCCAGGGGACACGGCCACCCUCUUGGCGGGCACAGGAGCUGCUGGGCCAGCUGGGGUGGGGGUGGCCUGCGCCCUGCGGUCGAGCCUGGCCAGCCCCCACCCGGGGGGAGGAGCCCUGACGCUCCGCUUAGCCCCUGCCCUGGAGCCAGGGAAGCGAGGGAGUCUCUGGGUGCCCGUGCAUCCGCUCAUCCUCUCUGCACACCCCGAGUACUGUGUGGCUGGUGCCCCCCACCAGGUCUGGGCAAGGAGGCCCGGGCCGCGGCCCCAGGACAGCUCCAUUUCCGCCGUCCCCGCCCUGGCAGGAGGCCCCUUGGCCCGCGGCGACGAUGUGCAGGGGCGCAGGGGACGAGGCUCCUGGCCCAGGACGCUGCCCGGCGGCCCGUGUCCUCAGCGUGGCCAGCCGCCCCUCGUGGCCUUCUCUGGGCAGAUGCCUGGCCUGGCUCAGAGGCCCCAGCUGGGGACGGGGCCCCGGGCGGCCCUUGGAGUGGCCAGAGAGGCCAGGCAGGCUGAGCUGGGUGCGGAGAUUGCCCCUCCCGGCCCUGUCAGAGCAGCCCUGACCCCCCAAAGAGCAGUGCGUCCCUGCAGCCGUGUGACCACCCUGCCCUCUCGGCCAGGCACACCCGAGGGAGGUAAGGACGCCGAGGAGCUGCAGCGGGGCAGCGGGUGGGCCCGGGAGCUGCAGGCCCCGUCCUGCCCCUUGCCCACCCAGGCCCCUGUGGCUCCCCCCACUCCCCCCGCUCCCCCCAGGCAGAAGAGGUGCUGCCCACACCCGCAUCCUGCCGUUGGCCACUGGUCCCUGUGA
Molecule: messenger RNA, 3081 nt
Organism: Balaenoptera acutorostrata (minke whale)
Lineage: Eukaryota; Metazoa; Chordata; Mammalia; Artiodactyla; Balaenopteridae
Product: collagen alpha-1(I) chain-like
Exons: 18
Coding region: 1-3081 (1026 amino acids)
Source: RefSeq, a predicted model, not a curated record